Molecule: messenger RNA, 875 nt
Organism: Phoenix dactylifera (date palm)
Lineage: Eukaryota; Viridiplantae; Streptophyta; Magnoliopsida; Arecales; Arecaceae
Product: F-box protein GID2-like
Biological process (GO): gibberellic acid mediated signaling pathway; regulation of gibberellic acid mediated signaling pathway
Cellular component (GO): SCF ubiquitin ligase complex
Molecular function (GO): protein binding
Source: RefSeq, a predicted model, not a curated record
GCCCCUUCGGGACGGACGACAGGACACGAGACGAACAAAAGGGUACCCUUUUCCAGAUCGAAAUCCAGACGGCCCAAUCCCGUUCUCCCGGAGUCGCUCGCCGGAGGAGCGAUGAAGAGGCGUUGCGACGGAUCCGACGGCGGGGGUCUCCAGAUCGCCGCCGAAGAGGCGAACAAGAAGCGGAAGAGCGAAAAGGGGGCGGAGGCGGAGAUGGCGGCGGUGGAACUGGGGGAGGACCUGGUGUUCGAGGUGCUGAAACGGGCGGACGCGAGGACGCUGGCGGCGGCGGCGUGCGUGAGCCGGCGGUGGCGGAUGAUGGCGGAGGAUGAGCGGCUUUGGGAGGCGGUGUGCGUCCGCCACUGGGCCAGCAUCGGGUGCGGCAACCAGCAGCUCCGGUCGGUGGUGCUCGCCCUGGGGGGGUUCCGCCGCCUCCACUCCGUCUACCUUCUCCCCCUGCUCAAGCCCUCCCUCCGCCGCCCUGCGGCCAUUCCCCCACUACACCUCCCAGCCACCGCCACCGCCGCCGCCGGUGGGGGGCUGCCGGCGCGGUGGGGGAAGGACGAGGUCCAACUUUCCCUCUCCCUCCUCUCCAUCGGCUACUUCGAGAAGAUGAACCCCAACUACAAGCGGGGCGGAGACGGGUCUUGACGAGGACCGCGGGCGAGCCACCGGAUCUCGUGGAUCUCGGUUUUAGACCCACCCUCUUUUUCCUUCUUCUUCUAAUUUCUAAUUUCGAUUUUUUUAUUUUUAUUUUUAUUUUUAUUCUCUGCCGUUGCUGUUGUGGUUUGCUCCAGAGGUGUGUGUUCUCUUUGUUUCUAAUUCUGUGUAAACUUUAUGGACCGUUGAAUCCAACUUCCCCCACGUUUUCUCUUUUA